GACGUCUCAAGCGCAUCAUCAACAAUAAUACGGGAUAUAAUCAAAAUUUAUCCUCCCGUCGCGUUGUUACAUAGUUCUGGCCCCUCCAUAUUCAGAAGACCAGAGGACAGCAGGCCCACAUAGCCGACGCUCCUCUACAAUGGUUGUCCCGCUCCCAUACACUCUGCGUACACGUUAUGCAUCCAUCGCCAUCGCCUGGACGGUCAUCCUCAUCCCUCCAAUCUUCAUAAACCUCGGUCUCUUCUAUGGUCUCUGGUACACCACCAAUCUCGAUCGGAUCCUUGUCCUCACCCUCCCAACCGCCAUACUCGGAAUCUUCACCAUAAUCGGCAUAGCCGAAAGAAUCUACAAGCUCACCCAAAAGUCUCCGCAAUACCGGCCCCUCAACUCCGGUCGGUUAGGGCUCGAUAUCUUCCAAUGGGGAUAUUUCCUCGCUCUACUCUUAAUCUCCGCCCUUAUCUCCAGCACGCUCGCGCGAGGAGAUACCGACAACGAUGGCCAUGAAUAUCAGAUCCGAUUACUGAGCUUGCCGACGGUUGUACUGAUGUACAUGCUCUCUACCUUAACCCUCCUCUCCUUGAUUGGAAAUGGAUUGGAAGUCAAGCUCCCCUUCCGAUUCGGGAGCUCACCGCCUGGAGAAACGAUCCGUCCUGCGAUAUUCUACAUCGUUGAAGACGUGGUUGCCGUUGACGGGAACGGCGAGAUUGAAUACCGCGAAGCUUUCAAUGCUCGGUAUGAAAGCAGUGAGAUGUUUCGGAACAUGCUUUGGAAUCUGAGUGUAUGCUGGAUGCUGGCGUUUUAUGUGUUGGGAGCAGUGGUUGCGGUGUUAGUGCUGCUGUUGCCGGUGGCAAGCGUCUAUGCUGUUGGGUGGGCGGCGCCCUUCCCGAUUGCUGGGUUGAUGGUUGUGGCGACGAUCUUUUAUGUAAAGAGCGUUAUGAGGAAGGAGGGGAAGGAGGAGGAUGAAGGAGAGGAAGGCUUAGGUGGUGAUGAGAGGGCGCCUUUGCUGAAUGGCGUAGGGUAGGAAAUUAGGACCUUGGAGCUGGCCACUGAUCGCUGAUUAUCAGUCAUUGAAAUAUGAACCCUCAAUUCUUCUGAAAGAACUUUGAAAUAGAGUCAUGUGACUAUCGGUGGCCGAGAUACUCGCGCACAAAAUCCCCUUUUGUUAGGGUCUUGACGCACCAACCAAGUCCGGUAUGCAACGAAAUUCAUGUCCCGAGGAGCGUGAGCUGUCAUUGGUGGGUAAAGUCCAG
This is a messenger RNA of Hyaloscypha bicolor E, 1250 nucleotides long. RefSeq lists its product as uncharacterized. NCBI's taxonomy places the organism in Eukaryota, Fungi, Ascomycota, Leotiomycetes, Helotiales, Hyaloscyphaceae. Bases 140 to 1021 code for a protein of 293 amino acids. The record is from RefSeq and is a predicted model, not a curated record. The transcript has 2 exons.